CAGAGACCCAAAGGGCUAUGGCUGCCGUGGGGUGUUUGAAGGCUGCGUUGCAGGUUGCAGAGGUGCUGGAAACCAUCGUAAGCAACUGCGUGGGGCCCGAAGGGCGGCAAGUUCUGUGUACGAAGCCCACCGGCGAGGUGCUGCUCAGCAGGGACGGAGGCCGCCUUUUGGAGGCGCUACACUUAGAGCAUCCCAUAGCCAGGAUGGUGGUGGCAUGUGUUUCCAGUCAUCUCAAAAAUUCAGGAGAUGGUGCUAAAACAUUUAUUAUCCUUCUUUCCCAUUUGCUCAGAGGACUUGACGCAGCCACAGACAAAGAAAAGGAUUCUUUGGUUUCUGAAAAUAUUCAAACCCAUGGAAGGCAUUGGAAAAAUUGUUGUCAGUGGAAAUUUAUUUCUCAAGCUCUUCUAACGUUUCAGGAACAAGUAUUAGACUACUUUAUGGACCAGUGCUUGAGUAGACACUUUUUGUCCGUCUUUUCUUCAUCCACUCAAGAGAAAACAUUGUGUAGGAGCUCUACAGAGUUGCUCUUAGAAGCAUACUUUUGUGGAAGAGUGGGAAGAAAUAAUCACAAAUUUAUUUCACUGUUGAUGUGUGACUACCUUUUCAAGUGUGUGGCUUAUAACAGUAGGAUUGAAGAAGUAUUUGAAUUAGUGGAUGACUAUUUUGCAGAGUUGAAUGUUGGUGUCAUUGGCCUUCCUGUUUCAGAUUCCAGGAUUGUAGCCGGACUUGUGCUUCACAGAGAUUUUUCUGUGUACUGCCCAGCAGAUGGUGACAUAAGAGUAGUGAUAGUAACAGAAACCAUUCAGCCUCUUUUUUCGUCUUCUGGAACAGAGUUUGUUCUAAAUUCAGAAGCACAGUUUCAGGCAUCUCAAUUUUGGAUUAUGGAAAGGACAAAAACCAUAAUGAAAUAUUUACAAGGUCAGAAUGUAAAGUUGCUCCUGUCUCGUGUGAAGCAACCAGAUUUAGUUAUUUACUAUGCAGAACUGAAUGGCAUAUCAGUGGUGGAGUGUUUGUCAUCAGCAGAAGUGUCUCUCAUUCAGAGAAUCACUGGUCUUUCUCCUUUUGUACUACCACAGACCUGUUCACAGCAUGAAGUCUCUAACACUGCCUUGUUGAAAUUUUGUAAGCCCCUUAUCCUUAAAUCCAAAAGGUAUGUUCAUCUUGGCUUGAUUAGCACAUGUUUGUUUAUACCACACUGUAUAGUUCUUUGUGGACCCGUGCAGGGUCUUGUUGAACAACAUGAGGAUGCUUUACAUGGAGCUUUUAAAAUGCUCUGGCAGUUACUUAAAGACCUUGAUCUAAGUUACAUGACAGGAGCCGAUGACCAAAGUUAUACAUCAAGUCCUCUUAUUUACAAGAAUAGUAGAGAAAGUGAGCUGUUACAAGAAAUUGGUAAUGACUCAAUACAAAGGUCAUAUCAGGGCACAGUUGUAAAGAACAAAGACAAACUGGUAACUGUUCGAACACAUUUAAUAGUAUAUUCAAAUUUGGAGAUUCCAGGUGUAGAAUUAGAAACAUAUGUUCCAUGUUCAGCAUCAAAACUGACACCAGCAGAUACACACCAAACAGAUGACACACUGAAAUGUUUAUCUCAGAACAAAACCAGCAUAAUUGAUGACCAUGAACCAUUAAUUGAGAGUAAGUUCACUGCUAAUUCAACAACAGAAAACACUAAAAUAGAAAUGUCUUACGAAAAUGUACAGGUCACAAAAAGUGUUGGCAAAGGGAACACAUUACCAGUAAGCUGUAAGUCACUGGAGAGUUACUGUUCUUCAUCUAUACCAGCAGGUUGUGUUUUGCCAGUGGGUGGUAAUUUUGAGAUUUUGUUACAUUACUAUCUUCUCAAGUAUGCCAAAAAAUGCCAACAAUCAGAGGAAACCAUAGUUAGUAUGGUAAUAGCUAAUGCACUUUUAGGGAUUCCUAAAAUUCUUUAUAAGUCUAAGAAAGGAAAUUAUAGCUUUCCACAGAUAUACAUAAGAACUCUCCAUGCACUGCAAACCAAUCAACCCGUGUUAAGCACUCAAACAGGCUUGGAAUCAGUAGCUGGUAAAUACCAGUUACUGAAUUCAGUUCUUCAGUGUUUGGCAAAAAUUUUAACCAUUGAUUUAGUAAUCAAUAUCAAGAGACAGCCUCGGAAAGUUUAUGAUCAAGAUUCAGAAGAUGAACUAUAAAAUUGAAAUUUUUUUUUUUUUUUUAAAACCAAGUUUUCAAGUCAAUUCAGCCUGCUUAGAAAACACCGUGACUUAAAACUUAAGUCUUUAGAGGUAUACUAAGGCCACUGAAUAGAGGAAGCCAAUUCUGGCUAAGCACAUCUUUUUCUUCCCUCUUAUAUGUCUCUGUGUUUCGGAGAGUGUUUCUUUAUAGCUCUUCCUUUCUACUUACCUGUUUCUUUUUUCACUCUUCAUCUCUCCACCUUUCUGUAUUUAACUCAGAAUCUUUUCUCUCAAAUGUGGGUGAGGUCUUAAAAUGCCCUCCUAUUUUAAUUGUUUAUAAUAUAAAACAUAUUAUCUGCUUCAUUUAAAAUAAUUUUUUUCCCUAUUAGUAAUUUCUAAAGCAGAGAGUAAAAAGUCUCAAUUUUUCUCAAGAAGCAUAUUAGUUAAAUUAGUUUUUACUUUUAUGUGGCCCCAGGUUUAUUUAUAUUUCAUGUGGAAACACCUGAAUAGAUUUUCCCUAUACUUAAACCAUUGAAUAUAUGUUAUCAGAAAUAUGAUUUUAUGCUUUGUGAACUUAGUUCUAUAGGUAAAAUUUAAUACCAGAAAGGAUAUGAAAUCCAUGCUUUCAUCUUCUGGCUGCUAAAAGUUUUUAAAGAUAAUUGAAGUACUUGUUUUUGGUACACAGCUAAGACUUUAGUAGUAACAGAUAAUUUGAGAACUAUUUAUUAUUUCUAACAUGAACUUACAAAUGUAUGUAUUUUAUUUUACAAGUUUAUAAAUGCAGAUAAUACCGUGCAUGUAGCUAUGGGUAAGGACAGUGUCUCCUACUUUUACGUUCUCUGGUAACACCUGAAACAGUGCUAUAUUUAUACCAAAUAUUCAAAAGUGCUUGUUGAAUAAAACAGCGUUAUCUUUAAUCCAUUUCUCUAAAGACAUAUUUCCAAUUUACUAAUUGAACUAAUUCUUAUUGAGUGCUUACUGUGUGCCAGAUACUAUGCCAGAUGCUGAAUAUAGAGUGCUGAACAAAACAGACAUGGUUCUUGUCCUUAUACACCUUUCUCAAAGGUUAAUAGAUACGUGAUAGUUACUUGAGUUGGGAGGAUUGAAUUUUGGAAAAUUGAUGACAAAAUUUUAAUUACAGUUAAAAUUGAGUAAGUGGUGACUAAUAAUGUAUUUACCACACACAGUUUGCACUGGACUACUAACCUAAAGGUUGGCAAUUUGAACCCACCUGGCAGCGCUACGGAAGAAAGGCCUGGCUAUCUGCUUCCGUAAAGAUUAUAGCCAAGAAAACCCUAUGG
Molecule: messenger RNA, 3454 nt
Organism: Trichechus manatus latirostris (Florida manatee)
Lineage: Eukaryota; Metazoa; Chordata; Mammalia; Sirenia; Trichechidae
Gene: BBS10
Product: Bardet-Biedl syndrome 10
Exons: 2
Coding region: 18-2171 (717 amino acids)
Biological process (GO): chaperone-mediated protein complex assembly
Molecular function (GO): ATP binding
Source: RefSeq, a predicted model, not a curated record